AUGUCUUCAUACUCGUCUCCAUUGCCACCUUACGUGACGCCUGGUUGGAACGACCCACCAACGGAUUUAAACUCGGAAAGGAAGAAACCAAGUUUUGGAGCGCAUAGGCAUCGAAGACCCGUCGACCCUUCCAUACAGGGAAGUGCUGCGACAGAAACUCCUCCUCCAGUGCAGCAACCGUGUCAAUCUUUUCAGUGUACUAAAGGAAACGAGCCACCGAACUCUGCUCAAUUUAGUACUGACUAUUUUAAUUCGCAAAUUCCGAUGAGCAACAAACCCCCAAGACCAGUCUAUGAUAACUCCACGUCUAACCCCCAGCACCUUAUCAAUCCUCAGCAUCGUGCCGUUUAUGAUGCAUUCACGAUACCUUCAGCGAGAUAUCAAGAAUCGUUCGAUUUUGCACGCAUUAAUCCCACAAGAGACAACAACGGUCAGUCAUCUGUUACGCACCCAGCAAUACCAUUUCAACAAAAUUUCACCAAUGAAAAUCACGCUGAAUCACUUCCAAAUGCACCGAACCUUCCAACGACGAAUUUCACUGCUCCCAUGUCUGGUCCUCCAAUUGAAUCUAUACCUAGUGCUCUCAUUUAUAUCCCACCAAAUGUGAGUGAUUUGCUAGUGUCAUUUUGGAUUGAAGCAAUAGGUGAAAUGAAACAAAGAUCGACCACUUCACCAGAUCCGGCAAAUUACAUUGCUCCACUGAAAGCAGCCGGCGACGUUUCUCUUAAUGGUUCACAACUGGUGCAGUUUAUUACCAAAGCCACUCUAAGGCUACCUUUGGGUGUAACGCGGGAUGGCAUUCAGUUGCGGAUUGCACAUUUCAAUGAUCUUGUCUUAGCAAAUGCGAUAUCUGAAGGACUCAUCAAAAAACUGAAUUUCGUUGUUGAUGCGUUAGAUCGAGGAAUGUACGACGAUGCAUUGCAGUUCUUCGAGCAAAUGCAAGCUGUUUUUACGGAAGAAACGAAAACGAGCUGGGCUCAAGGAUUAAGAUUACUGAUUUGUGAAUUGAAGAGACCUGCAAGAAGUGGUAGUGCUGGGCUGAUGCAUAACCAUUAG
This is a messenger RNA of Anisakis simplex (herring worm), 1056 nucleotides long. The record is from the annotation of a GenBank genome assembly. NCBI's taxonomy places the organism in Eukaryota, Metazoa, Nematoda, Chromadorea, Rhabditida, Anisakidae.